AUGGCCCAAUUUCUGAGAGGCAAGCAAGCUGGUAUUCAGAAGGACUUGUCCGAGGGCUUGUCCCCGGACUUGUUUCAGCUCGACGACUUUGCGCGAUGCGGCAUCAACUCCCAGAUCAGCGCAGUCGCCUACGAUCCGGUUCAAUCUCUCCUCGCUGUCGGCACCAAUGAUACCUCGUUUGGGAGUGGCCAGAUCUAUGUCUUUGGACAACGGCGCGUGGCGGUCGUCUUUAACUUCCCGCGCAAGGCCUCCGCGAAGUUCCUCCAGUUUUGCGCGGACAAGCUCAUCAGUGUUGAUUCAAAGAAUGAGAUUUGCAUAUUCUCCCUUGAAUCAAACAGCCUGGUGACAUCCUAUGCGCCGCCGGGCCAACCCACUGCGCUCGCAACCGACCCUAGCCUGGAGUACGCCUUCAUUGGCUUGUCGAACGGUGAAACCAUUGCUUACGAUCUCGACCGACAGGGCUUGACGCCUUUCAAGAUCCCGAACCUGUGGUUGGAACGCAAUCCCCGAUCACGGCUGUGUCCGGUUAUUUCGCUAGCAUUUUCUACACGUGACAUUGGCAAAAUUCUCGUUGGAUAUCCGGAGGGAGCAGUCACAUUUUCAUUCAAGCAAAAUAUUGCUCAGAAGUUCUUUGUCUAUGAGGUUCCCGCUGGAGCCCGGGGCGGGGACCCCGAGUUGUCUUCUAUGGGAGUGCGCCGACCCAGGCUGACCAAUGCGAUCUGGCAUCCAAAUGGUAUCUUCGUGUUGACUGUCCAUGAAGACACAAGCCUUGUCCUCUGGGAUUCGAAAGACGGCCGCAGGCUUCAUGCCAGGACUAUUCAGGCCGCCAAUGUUGACCAGCCAGGCUCCUCGGGUCGACCUGGCUCGGCUGGCUCGGCUGGCUCGUCUACCGGGCCCAAGGAACCCAUCACGAAAGUUGCAUGGUGUGCCAAAGACAACCCGGAUGAUACUGGUCUUCUGGUAGCCGGCGGCAAAGCUGCAGGCGAUCCAAACAAAGGCCUCACUUUCCUGGAUAUGGGUCCGACUCCCAACUACUCCACCUCGUCUUGGCAGGUACUGUCGGGUUACUUUGAGAGACCUCGCCGUCACAUGAAUCUUCCGAUUCCGCCGGGUGCGCACGCCAUCAACUUUUGCCCUAUCCCUCGCUCCACUCCCUAUUUUGGAGGUGCUCAUGACCCAAUUGUCAUUAUCGUUGUGCUUUCGUCGGGGGAGUUGAUCACAAUGAGCUUCCCGAGUGGCCACGCAAUUACACCGACCAAUAUGAUCCACCCAUACCUAUCCUUCGUUCAUCCGUUUGUGAACAAGGCUACUCUUACGUCAGUUGAUCGCAGUGCCUGGUUAGGGCUGAAGGAGAGCCGAGCGCAUGGACCCAAAUUUGUGUUUGGAGGCGCAGAAGCGAAGAAUCCUCUCAAGCGCUUCGAGAACCGGAAUAUCCUUUCUACUGCUCAUGCCGAUGGAACAAUCCGGCUCUGGGAUGCUGGCCAUGACGACGAAAUUGAGAACGGCGAGGUGGUUCAGGUGGAUCUGGCUCGGGCUGUUGGCCGAGUUGGUAACGUGGAGGUGACCGAGAUGUCUCUUGCUAGCACAACAGGUGAGCUGUCUGUUGGCCUCCGCAGCGGUGAGGUGGUUGUUUUCCGAUGGGCCAACAAUGCCUCGUACGGCAACGAACAGUCCCCCGGUGCCAAUCAGGGUCCUGGAAAGUUGACCCCAAUCAGUAACCGGGCGGACCCUGGCCUGAAGACAGGUCUGCUUCCCUUGACCCUUCUUGAUAUGCAGCUCGGGCCGGUGACAGCUUUGAAGCAUAGCCAGGUUGGCUUUGUCGCUGCUGGUUUCGAAGGUGGUAGCUUAGUUAUUCUUGACUUGCGCGGCCCUGCAAUUAUUCACACAGCGCAUCUGUCCGAUUUUAUCAAGGCUCCGAAACGAAGCAGCUUCCGCAAGCCCCGUGGCUCAGAGGACAUUUCGGUGGAGUGGCCAACCAGCAUUGAAUUUGGGGUGAUGACUUUGGAAGGCGAUGACUACUCCAGCAUUUGCUGCUUUGUGGGCACAAACGGAGGCAACGUAGCAACUUUCAAGAUUCUCCCUGCAUCCAAUGGCACUUACUCGGCCGCUUUUGCUGGGUUCUCGCCGGUCGAAGACAAAAUCAUCCAGCUUAUUCCGAUUGAUGCGGACUCGGGCAGCCCGGCGCUUGCCACUCCCAAUGCCGUCGGUGGCUUGAGACACGGCGUGAAGACCAACGGUGUUGUUGUCGCAGUUACCCCCUCAAGCUGCCGCAUCUUCAAACCCCCGACCUCCAAGGGUGCUCAUAAGACCUGGGACGACUAUCUCUGCGAUGCAGCCGCUGUCGUGAAGGUUGAAGGACGCGGAUAUAGCUUGGUUGGCCUUUUCGGUGAUGGGAAUGCUCGCGCUUUCUCCAUUCCUGCUCUCCGGGAUAUUGGCUGCGCAAGUAUUAACCGCAUUGCCGAAAUGCGACGACUCUCGGAAGCAUGCAUUACACCCUCUGGUAACGUCAUGACAUGGGUUGGCCCUUCUGAGGUCGGACUGUUCAAUGUCUGGGGAUCUGGAAAUACAUUGAGCCCCUCGCAAGAUCGUCUCUAUGACCCCGAAAAAGUGAUUCCCGCGCGUCCUACUAUUUCUAACAUCCAGUGGAUCUCUGGCACUCAAUAUGUCUCGCCAGCAGAUAUGGACCUGCUGAUUGGAGGCCCAGACCGCCCACUUUCAAAGCGAAUGAUCGAACAGAUGAGGCUGGACGAGCAAGAGCGCCGCCAAGCACUUCGAGAAGGUCGUGCGCCCCCCUCAGAGCCCCAGGGUAACCAAGAGGGCUACCUCGCAUACAUGUCACGCCAAGUCCAGGAACGAACCGAGCGUCUCGGAAUUGUCGGUGACUCGAUGGACCGGUUAGAGGAGAACAGCAGCAAUUUUGUGAGCGACGUGGGAAAGUACGUACAGAGCCAGAAGAGGAAGGCUGUCUUUGGCGCGCUGGGGUCGAAAUUCGGGUUUUAG
Messenger RNA from Penicillium canariense, 3000 nucleotides. RefSeq lists its product as uncharacterized. Gene Ontology annotation, molecular function: GTPase activator activity; syntaxin binding; myosin II binding. Lineage: Eukaryota; Fungi; Ascomycota; Eurotiomycetes; Eurotiales; Aspergillaceae. Gene Ontology annotation, biological process: establishment of cell polarity; regulation of exocytosis; regulation of protein secretion. Gene Ontology annotation, cellular component: cytoplasm; plasma membrane. The transcript is spliced from 7 exons. Bases 1 to 3000 code for a protein of 999 amino acids. The record is from RefSeq and is a predicted model, not a curated record.